GAGUGCAUUCCAUUUCACACUCGAUCUCAUCCGCGGAGGUCGCGCCGCGCGUCACGCUCCUUCCAUCUUCCGCACGCCAAACCGGGACAAUAAUUAUCGUUUCCACCGGGAGACUGAUGAGGAGGGAGGAGAACUAACACGCGAAGCUCUACAUACGGGGAGAAUAUCAACAGACGGGGUCUGAUGCUUUAAAUCUGCGGAACUCCAACUCCCGCUCCCAGCACUCCCCGCUCCCAGCUUCCCGGCUCCCAGCUUCCCCACUCCCAGCACUCCCGGCUCCCCUACCUGACUAACUCAGUCACACAGGGGUAGGAAUUAUUGAAGCGAGAGAGAGGAAAAACGAGAAGAAAACAGAAUCCUGACUGGAUUGUUUCUUUAAACGCAGCACCCGCGGUGGACUAUACAGUAUUUCAUACGGUGGACUAUACAGUAUUUCAUACGGUGGACUAUACAGUAUUUCAUACGGUGUUUCAUACGAGUGACGCCAGGAUUUACAGACCGCUGCUGUCAGGAUGUUGAUACGGUUGUGAGGGCUCUUUCUUGUCUUCCUAUUGGCCAGUGAGGCUGUGAGGUCACGGCAUGUGGAUUACUACGUAUCCCAUGAUGCUAUCUGCCAGGCCGGGCUACUUCCUGCUGCUGCUCAGCUUCCUGCUCCUCGCCGACGCAGACUCGCCACCAAAGUUCACACGGACCCCAGAGGACCAGACCGGGGUGCAGGGAGGGGUUGCCUCCUUCGUCUGUCAGGCCACUGGAGACCCUCCGCCCAACAUAGUCUGGAACAAGAAGGGCAAGAAGGUCCAGAACCAGAGAUUUGAGGUAAUUGACUAUGAGGAUGGUUCUGGAUCUGUUCUGAGGAUCCAACCACUGAGGACUCCUAGAGAUGAGGCUGUCUAUGAGUGCCACGUCUCCAACCCUGCAGGAGAGAUCACUGCACUCUGCAGACUCAACGUUUUACGGGAGGACCAGCUCCCCUCGGGGUUUCCCACCAUAGACAUGGGUCCCCAGCUGAAGGUGGUGGAACGCUCUAGAACGGCCACCAUGCUGUGUGCUGCUAGCGGCAACCCCGACCCAGAAAUCACCUGGUUUAAAGACUUCCUCCCUGUCAACACCACCAAUAACAACGGGCGAAUCAAACAGCUCCGUUCAGAGUCCUUUGGUGGCACGCCUAUAAGAGGUAAGAGACGAUUGUCUGGGAGGACCGCCACAGAAUCAGGCUGUUUCCCAAAUGGCACUAGUAUUCCCUAUAAUAGUGCACUACUUUUUGACCAGAACCCUAUGAGCCGU
Messenger RNA from Salmo salar (Atlantic salmon), 1284 nucleotides. NCBI's taxonomy places the organism in Eukaryota, Metazoa, Chordata, Actinopteri, Salmoniformes, Salmonidae. The record is from RefSeq and is a predicted model, not a curated record.